Molecule: messenger RNA, 5234 nt
Organism: Mastomys coucha (southern multimammate mouse)
Lineage: Eukaryota; Metazoa; Chordata; Mammalia; Rodentia; Muridae
Gene: Pcsk1
Product: proprotein convertase subtilisin/kexin type 1
Exons: 14
Coding region: 197-2458 (753 amino acids)
Biological process (GO): protein processing
Cellular component (GO): Golgi membrane; trans-Golgi network
Molecular function (GO): serine-type endopeptidase activity
Source: RefSeq, a predicted model, not a curated record
ACUCAGCCAGGAGACUGAAGCGCUUCAGUGAGCGCUCGCUCGCCGCCCAGCCUCUCCUAGUGAGCCCCCUAGCUCUAGUAGAGCAACCCAGAGCCAGGAGAGGUUCUGAGCUGCUGAAAAGGUCGAGUCUAGCUGUUGUGUCUCUUUUCUCCCAGCCCUUCCUACUAGUGUGAGAGCAAGAGCAAGGUUUUGAGCCAUGAAGCAAAGAGGAUGGACUCUGCAGUGUACUGCUUUCGCCUUCUUUUGCGUUUGGUGUGCACUAAACAGUGUAAAAGCAAAGAAGCAGUUUGUCAAUGAAUGGGCGGCGGAGAUCCCCGGAGGGCCAGAAGCUGCCUCUGCCAUCGCCAAAGAACUGGGCUAUGACCUCUUGGGUCAGAUUGGAUCACUUGAAAAUCACUAUUUAUUCAAACACAAAACUCAUCCUCGAAGGUCCCGAAGAAGUGCUCUUCAUAUCACUAAGAGGUUAUCUGAUGAUGAUCGUGUGAUAUGGGCUGAACAGCAGUAUGAAAAAGAGAGAAGUAAACGGUCAGUUCAAAAAGACUUGGCAUUGGAUCUCUUCAAUGAUCCAAUGUGGAAUCAGCAGUGGUACUUGCAAGAUACCAGAAUGACUGCAGCUCUGCCCAAGCUGGACCUUCAUGUAAUUCCUGUUUGGCAAAAGGGUAUUACUGGCAAAGGAGUUGUUAUUACUGUAUUGGACGAUGGCUUGGAGUGGAAUCACACAGAUAUUUAUGCCAAUUAUGAUCCAGAGGCUAGCUAUGAUUUUAACGAUAAUGAUCAUGAUCCAUUUCCCCGAUAUGAUCCCACAAAUGAAAACAAACAUGGAACAAGAUGCGCAGGAGAAAUUGCCAUGCAAGCAAAUAAUCACAAGUGUGGGGUUGGAGUUGCAUAUAAUUCCAAAGUUGGAGGCAUAAGAAUGCUGGAUGGCAUUGUAACUGAUGCUAUUGAGGCUAGUUCAAUUGGAUUCAACCCUGGCCAUGUGGAUAUUUACAGUGCAAGCUGGGGCCCUAAUGAUGAUGGAAAAACUGUGGAGGGGCCUGGCAGACUAGCCCAGAAGGCAUUUGAAUAUGGUGUCAAGCAGGGGAGACAAGGGAAAGGCUCCAUCUUUGUGUGGGCUUCAGGGAAUGGGGGUCGUCAAGGAGAUAAUUGUGACUGUGAUGGCUACACAGACAGCAUUUACACCAUUUCUAUCAGCAGUGCCUCCCAGCAAGGCCUGUCACCCUGGUAUGCAGAGAAGUGUUCUUCCACAUUGGCUACCUCCUACAGCAGUGGUGAUUUCAAAGACCAGCGAAUCACAAGCGCCGACCUGCACAAUGACUGCACAGAGACCCACACAGGCACCUCAGCUUCUGCACCCCUGGCUGCUGGCAUCUUUGCUCUGGCCUUGGAAGCAAACCCAAAUCUUACCUGGCGAGAUAUGCAACAUCUGGUUGUCUGGACCUCUGAGUACGACCCAUUGGCCAAUAACCCAGGUUGGAAGAAGAAUGGGGCAGGCUUGAUGGUGAACAGCCGAUUUGGAUUUGGUUUGCUAAAUGCCAAAGCUCUGGUGGAUUUGGCUGAUCCUAGGACCUGGAGAAAUGUGCCUGAGAAGAAAGAAUGUGUUGUAAAAGACAAUAACUUUGAGCCUAGAGCCCUGAAAGCUAAUGGAGAAGUGAUUGUUGAAAUCCCAACAAGAGCUUGUGAAGGACAAGAAAAUGCUAUCACGUCCCUGGAACACGUGCAAUUUGAAGCAACAAUUGAAUAUUCUCGUAGAGGAGACCUUCAUGUCACACUCACUUCUGCUGUUGGAACUAGCACUGUACUCUUGGCUGAAAGGGAAAGAGAUACAUCCCCCAAUGGCUUUAAGAAUUGGGACUUCAUGUCUGUUCAUACAUGGGGAGAGAAUCCUGUAGGCACCUGGACAUUGAAAAUUACAGACAUGUCUGGAAGAAUGCAAAAUGAAGGACGAAUUGUGAACUGGAAGUUGAUUUUGCAUGGGACAUCUUUUCAGCCAGAGCACAUGAAACAGCCUCGUGUGUAUACGUCCUACAAUACUGUCCAGAAUGACAGGAGAGGAGUGGAAAAGAUGGUGAAUGUUGUGGAGGAGCAGCCCACACAAAAGAGCCCGAAUGACAAUCUCAUAGUACCCAAAAGCUCCAGCAGCAGCAGCGUGGAGGGCAGAAGGGAUGAGGAGGUACAAGGAACACCUUCGAAGGCCAUGCUACAGCUCCUACAAAGUGCAUUUAGCAAGAAUGCACUUUCAAAGCAAUCACCAAAGAAGUCUCCAAGUGCAAAGCUCAGCAUCCCUUAUGAAAGUUUCUAUGAAGCCUUGGAAAAGCUCAACAAGCCCUCUCAGCUUGAAGACUCUGAAGACAGUCUGUACAGUGACUAUGUUGAUGUAUUCUAUAACACAAAACCUUAUAAGCAUAGAGAUGACAGGCUGCUACAAGCUCUCGUGGACAUUCUGAAUGAGGAGAAUUAAAAUAAGCGUGUGGCCUGAGUUGGAAAUCUUCAUGCACCCUCCUUUUCCUUAGAUGUUCCUGGGUCUGGAGUUGUUGUGUCCUGGUUUCUAUGCUUAUGAUGUCCUUCAUCGUAACUUUACUUUUUCUCCUCAAACUGUAUUUGUAGAGUGAGUUCCAAAAUGAAAGCCAACUUGAUUAUUGGUCUCAGUGUUUAAGAAUAUGUCUUCCCUGUCUAUCCAAGAGAAGCAACUUCUUUCUAAAGUUAUUGUUGGGAUCCAGCCCUUUGCCACCGUAGAACGGCUCCUAAAGCUUCACCCCAUUUCAUAUAUCACAAGAUUAGGAAAAGAGUGGGAGAUCCAUUUUAAUUUAGAAAAAUAAUCAACAAAGGUAGUUUGGCCACUACAGUUCAUCCUGUUUCCUAUUUUUGUAAUGGAGUUCUUUGAACUUUGAUAACAAGGAAGCAUUUAUAAAGUAUCGAAUGAGAAAGUUCACAACUAGAGUUCAUACUCUAAGUCUUUCUAUAACAUGUAUUGCUCAUGUUCAAGCUGAUAAUCUGACCAUUUUGGAGUAGCUGGAAUAAAAUGCAUUGCUUAAAUUCAGAAACAGAUCUUAACAUUUAUAUUAGCUAGAAUAGUCAUACAGUCUUGAUUGAUGUGCCAUGUAGAGGUUUCAAUGGGUCAAAAGGUGGCUGUGAUCCACGCUUUAUAAGACCUGGCCUUCUAUUUCCCUCUUGUGCCUUGUCUGUUUCCUUUUUGAGCCACAAACUCAAAACUCAAAGAACUAAUUCAUGCCAUUUUCUCAGAACAAAAUUAUGCUUAAAUUUUGGCAAAUUUCUAGUCAUAGUUUUGUUUAAUAAUAAGGAGCCACUCAAAAAUGCAGAGAAUCAAUGUAAUAACAGGGAAAAUGUUUAUAAAGCAGAGAAGCAACAAGAUGCCUUUCAUAGCUGUGUUCCUAGGACAGGUUCUUCUGGCUUUCUAUAUGAGUGGCCAUUUCUGGACACCACAGGGUCUUCUCUAGUCUCAGAGGACAGUAUUCAAAUUCUGACCCAAAUGCUUCCAAUGUUUCAAAUCAGAAAACAGGUAGGUAACACUUAGAUCUUAUUUGUACUUUCUGUAAGUUAUGCAGAAUAUUUCAGAAGUGGGAAGGACUGAUGAAAGUGUGAGAACUCACAUGAAACCUGAUCCUCAGAUCCAUCUUCCAUCAUAGCAAUAGCUAGCUAGAGGUAGUAAUACUUUCCAAAGGCCAGCCUUCCCUGACCCACCUUUUUUUUUUUAACAAUAGCCACUUUAUUUGUUAUUACUCAGCAUCCAAUAGCCAUUUAUCCCUUUUUAAUUAUCAUCUGUUAGUUGCAGGAAUUGGGGUUUCAUUUUUGACAUUCUCAUACACGUAUUUCAUGUAUUUGUACAAUGUCCAGCCCGCAUUAACAUCUCUUCUGUCUCUCCUUGCUUGUCCUCUUGCUCUUCACAAGUAUUCCCACUUCCAAUUCCAUGUCUUGUUAUCUAAUCCAGAUUCCACAUGUAAGAGGAAAUGUGAUGUUCAUCUUUCUAUGCAUGUAACUUUGCCCCCUCAGAUGCUAACUGAAUUUGUAUAGGGUAUAAGCGCAUUCAGAAAAGUAUUUCCUGCAAUUAUUUCCAAGCAGUCUCUGCCAUUAAUAAUUGAGUUUGCUACAAGUUAGUUAAAUUGUUGCAUUUAUAAGUAAAAAGAGUACUUCGGAUCCUAAAGACACCUAUGAACACUUGAUCUUAUCUCACCUGGGUGUUCAUUUGUACUAUUCAUUAACUAGAGACCCCUUCUCUUAAUAUGCCUUCCUUCUCUUAAUAUGCCAACAUAACUCUAGUUAACUCUAGGCCUGAUUUCUCCAACUGAGUUUCUGUUUGCAAAUUUUCUACAAAGUCUCCACCCACUCCUAACAUUGAGCUAGCUCAGAAAGACAGCUUAUAACAUUGAGCUAGCUCAGAAAGACAGCUUAUAACAUUGAGCUAGCUCAGAAAGACAGCUUAUAACAUUGAGCUAGCUCAGAAAGACAGCUUAUAACAUUGAGCUAGCUCAGAAAGACAGCUUAUAACAUUGAGCUAGCUCAGAAAGACAGCUUAUAACAUUGAGCUAGCUCAGAAAGACAGCUUAUUUGCCUUUGCUUUGAGCGUGGUUACUAGCACACAUUUUUACUUCCUGUUUCAUCAUUUGCAUUUUUAAAUAACAAAGCCCUCUCCUGAGCCUUGAGACCUCUGUCUUUGAAGGUUUUGAAUUGUGUUUACUAUAAGUUUUAAAUGAAAUGUUUACUACUAUAGCACAUUACAACUGAAAAUGACUUAAGAGUUAUAGCAUUAAAUUUCAGCUACUUUCAAAAGGCCUAAAGAAUGAUAUCACUAACUGACAAUUAAUAUGUGAUUUUAAAAAAAAAUGAAAGAAUUUAUGCUAAACCCCACACUUUCCUGGUCCUUAUACUAAAUUAUGGAGAUUUUGUUCAGCCCUUUCUAACAGUAUAUUUCCCCUCUAAGAACCCAAGCCAACUCAUGGGCAACUCAUAAGCUUUAAUAUUUAGAAAAUACCAUGCUUGAAUGUUUCCAACCUGGAGUAUAUAUUGUCUAGACAUAAAAAAAUAUUUUUGUCAGUCUUUCUUAGUGCCUAUGUGGAUUUUUGUGAAAAUAUUUAAAAAAGGAUAAUUAUAUAAUAUUUCCCUUGGAAUUUUAAGCUAUAUUUUCUUUACAGGUAUUUAUAAUGUACCAAUGCUUUUAUCGAACAGAAUUUUAAAAGGCAUAAUAAAUUAUAUUAAAGAACCAAAAGCUUUCAUGAGAA